Molecule: messenger RNA, 600 nt
Organism: Vicia faba (fava bean)
Lineage: Eukaryota; Viridiplantae; Streptophyta; Magnoliopsida; Fabales; Fabaceae
Source: the annotation of a GenBank genome assembly
AUGAAUACUAUCAAACCAAACAAGGGUUGUGCAGCUUGCAAACAUCAAAGGAGAAAGUGUUUAUUAAAAGAUUGUCUUUUAGCUCCUUAUUUUCCGGCCAAUAAACCAAUAAUGUUUCAUAAUGUUCAUUGUUUGUAUGGUGUUGUUGACAUACUGAGGAUUCUAGAUGAAGUUCUAGAAGAGAAGAGAGAUUUAGCAAUGAGAACAAUUAUUUAUGAGUCAAAUGUUCGUGCGAUAUAUCCGAUUCACGGAUGUGUUGAGGUUAUUAAAGAAUGUUAUGACAGGAUUAAAGAUAAUUUUGAAGAGUUAUAUCAAGUAAAAAAGUUACUAGAUUAUUGUAAAGUAAAUCAUUUACAAUCACAAAUUCCAAAUCUUCAACCAUAUUUUUUAAUGGGUCAUUCUUUGAGAGCUUCUACAAGUUCUCAAAUUCCAAAUCUUGAACCACAAUUUUUAAUGGAUUAUUCUUUGAGAGCUUCUACUAGUUCUCAAAUUCCAAAUAUUCCAAUAUUUAACAAUGUUGGUAAUAACUCUAAUUAUUAUCACAAUAGUGAAAAUAAUAUAGAAGCUACGAUGAAUGCAUCUUCAUCUAAUACAAAUUAG